Messenger RNA from Spizellomyces punctatus DAOM BR117, 1179 nucleotides. RefSeq lists its product as uncharacterized. Gene Ontology annotation, biological process: DNA repair. The transcript has 5 exons. NCBI's taxonomy places the organism in Eukaryota, Fungi, Chytridiomycota, Chytridiomycetes, Spizellomycetales, Spizellomycetaceae. The record is from RefSeq and is a predicted model, not a curated record. Bases 41 to 1063 code for a protein of 340 amino acids.
ACAGCCGACACCGGAACAAUGUGGGAGGCGGUCAGUAGGGAUGUGGUGUGAUCGGUGUGGAAGGAUUUCACGACGGGUGUGGGUUUACAAGUGGGUUUGUGAGGGGUGUCAGCAUACGAUAGAGAUUCCCAUCCCAAUCUACACACGCACAACCAUCCGACACCUCCCACCCUCCCGAACGGAACAAUACGGCUGCCGCUCAUUUAAACCCAGCAGUAACAUCCGGGGAUACCUUGAACGCAUACCUAACCAUGUUCCUCGAUUUGGGGGAUGGGAACGAAUGGUCUAUGUGUUUCCAGAGGGGGGACAUGUACAUCAUUUUUUGGCAGGAAAUCGGGAGGAUGUUGAUGGGGUUUAUGAGGGGUUGCAGAGGGGGAGGUUACCGUUUCGGAGAAUGGGUGUUAAAUCGAGAUUGAAUGGGCUUUUGACGUCGAAUUUUGUGUUGAAUUCUGGGGAGGCUUAUGCACAAGCAUCCAACUUACCUGCUCGAUCCAUGACGGAGAAUACACGGAUUGAAUUGGAAGCCAUUCAAUGGUUACAGGAUGCCGUGUAUGAAUUUGGGACUGUUUAUAAUCAAAGUCAUAAGAAUUUGAGUUUAGAUGGUGAUGAAAAAGAAAUGCAUUGGCACGAUGACGGAGAGCACACCGUGCACGGCCCCGUCUCAUCUCUAAGUCUCGGAAGCGACGCCCUAAUGCUCUUUCGAACCAAACCCACCCCAACACAAAAACCCAAAACAGUCCUCUCGUUAGCGGUUCGACAUGGUGAUGUGGUUCUCAUGGUCGGAAAAGCUGUGCAGAGGUAUUAUGAGCAUUGUGUGCGUGUUAGAGGGCAUAGAGUUUCUGUUACGGGACGGAUGGUUUUGAAUGAGGGUAUGAGGGUGGAGGAGGGGGUUUGGAGGGUUUUGGAGGGGGUUGAGAGGGGGGUUGGGUGUGCGCGGAGGAGGAAGGGGCGGUUGGUUUUUGGAAAGGAGGUUGAGGAGGAAAAGGAGGUUGAGGUUGAGAAGAAAGGGGAGGAGGAGGAGUGGGAUUAUCCGCCGGCUCCACCUAGUAGUGAUAUCGAGUGAGGGUUGGGGGGUUUGCAUUGGGUUUGUUUGUAUAUAGAUUUUUUGGUUUAUUUUUUGGUGCAAGUGUAUAAAUUUAACAUGUGGUUUUUCGACAUUUACCAUACCAAACUAAUGAA